Molecule: messenger RNA, 699 nt
Organism: Rotaria sp. Silwood2
Lineage: Eukaryota; Metazoa; Rotifera; Eurotatoria; Philodinida; Philodinidae
Source: the annotation of a GenBank genome assembly
AUGGCUGGUGAGCAAGGAUCACAUAUUCGAGAUGAUACACUACUCAAUACUGUGAUUAGAGAGGAUCAUAAUCGGCACCACAUGGCUGUUACUUUAUAUGAAAAUACCAUUUAUCGAAUACGUAUUCAAUUGGAUUGUGACGAACGUUCUGCUAGAGCUUCAUUUAAACUCAGUUGCAACCUUGCUCAAGAUGUCAAUGUCUUGAUUGAUCUAAACGGUGAUGGAAUAUUUGAUGAAUCAGAAAGCCACGUCCCUCAUCGAUGGCCACUACGUAGUACAAUGACCAUAGGCAUUUAUGAUUUGGAAAUACCUGUACCCAGUAUCAAUGAACGAAGUAUGCGCGGUGGAUCACAUCUUAUGCGCGUCGUUGUCAAGUCAAGUGACGAGUAUAUCAGAAAAUGUGGCCGAUCUGACUAUAGCGAAACAAGAGAGUACACAAUCAACAUUAUCUCAAAGGUAACGUAUAGUGGUACAACGUAUAAUGAUGCAGCGUAUAAUGGUGAAGCCUUUAAUGAUGCACCGUAUAUUAGUGCAGUGCAUAAUGAUGCAGUGUAUAAUACUGCAUCGCAUAAUAGUGAAGCAUUUAAUGGUGUAGCAUACAAUAAUGCAGCGUAUAAUGAUGAAGCCUUUAAUGAUGCAGCGCAUACUAGUGCAGUGCAUAAUGAUGCAGUGUAUAAUGGAGGUAACACACUUUUCUAA